AUGGACCAAUUUGUUUCGACUGUGAAAUGCCUCACAGAUAAAUUGCUGCAGAAACAGCAGGCAGAUUACAAUGAGGUGAUAGAGAAGAUCUUCGCUGAAGUGUCUGGCCUAGAGGAUCACCUCAAAAUACUGGAUCCACAGCUUGAGGAGUGUGCCAUUCAGCUGUGGAACUGGGCAGUAACCAAGAAUGUGGGCACCACCAUAAGUAAAACUCAGAAAGCCAAAGUGCGCCAUGUCGCAUGUAGUCUUUUGUACUGCUGUGAGCCUGAGAAUCCAACAGAGGGCAUCAUCCGCAAGCAGAUCUUGAUGGCCAGCAAAACAGGAAGAACCUGGCUGGACUGCAAAAAUCUCCAGAUGGCAGAUAAUUUCCUAAGGCUUGCUGUCAAGAGCCUGGAAACCCUCUAUAGCCAGCUAACAUCCAGAGGUGACUCUGCAGCUGACAUUGGCUCAUCCAAAGGCGAUGUGGAGAAGGAUCUGCUUCGAAUUCUCUCCUACCAGGCAGAAUCGGCCAUAAGUCAAGGGAAUAACCAUGAGGCUGUGGCCUGUAUGGACCGCUGUAAAGACAUGCUGCUGCGGCUACCAAAAGAAACUGCGUACCUCUCCCUUUUGUGCUACAACUUUGGAAUAGACACUUACAACAUGAAAAAGUUUGAAGACAGUGCAUUCUGGUUGAGCCAAAGCUAUGACAUUGGGAAGUUGAAUGCGAAAUAUGCUCCUGGAUCUGAAGUCCAGGCAAAGGCUUUGCGGCUCCUCGCCACUGUUUAUUUUGAGUGGGACUGUCAGAGGUUUCAUGAGAAGGCUCUUAAUGCUGUCAGCUUAGCAAACAAGGAAUGUGUGAGUGCCUCUGGGCGGUACUUAAAGAUGAGAAUACUCCUGAGAUGCCGGGCCUCAGAUGAUCAUAUCAGAGCAGGACUUAAUGAGAUGCUGGAAUCUGAGGUUUCUCUUGAGGUGUGUCUUAGCACAGUCAAACUGCUCAUGUCUGAAGACAGAGAAGUGCUGGCAUUUGAGUAUUUAAAACGCGUGGGUCAGCACUUUGAGUCGUCCCCUGACCUCGGAACUGCUCUUGUUUUGCACAUUGAGCUGCUGCUACAGAGAGGCAAAGAGCUUCUGGGCAAACAGAAAAUAGAGGAUAUCAUCACUGGCCACUACACAGGUAAACAACUAAAUCCACAGGCCCUCACAAGUCUACAUGUCAUGCUUUGGGAUAAAGCAUCCAAACACUUUGAGGCCAAAAACUAUUCUGAGGCUCUGCAGUGGUAUAACUACUCCCUGAGUUUCUUUAAGGCAGGUCAGAUGGACUCUAACUUGGCCAAACUGCAGAGGAACAGAGCUUCCUGUUUCCUGCAACUGAAGCAACUAGAAAAGGCAAAAGAAGCAAUUAAAGAGGCAGAGAGAUGUGAUCCUGACAGUAUUUUCACUCAGUUCAGUGUUUACAAGAUUGCAGUGCAGGAGAACAAUGUGGAGAAAGCUGUGGAGGCAGUGAAUGCUAUGGGACUUCUGUCCAGGAGUCCUAUGGCCAGUGAGGACAAACUGCUGGUAUCUGAGAAUGCUGCUUCCAAUCUCCUUAGUCUGGCGGCUCAGAUUGCUUUGGAGAAUGAACAGCAGGACACGGCCAUGAAGGCACUGGAGAGUUUGUGUCAGAACUCCAAAGAUGAAGCUCAGGUUCUGACUGCUCUCAGGUGUUUGGUUCGACUUGUGCUAUCCACAAUAGAAAAAUCCAGUGAUGAGAUGAGGAAUGUGAAUCUGGAUGUCCUGCUUCCAUAUAUUAAAAUGGCUCUGCAGAAAGUUUCACACCAAUCUUGCAUGACUGUUGAGAAACGCACAGAGGAAGCUAACUGGUUUAGGAAGAUUGCUUGGAACUCGGCUCUGCAGUGCGAGAGCAGUCCUGACAGAAUGAGGGAUUUCUUUAUGCUCUCUUACCAGCUCUCCCAGCUGUGCCCUCCUGAUCGUGCACUGCUCAUGGGCCAGAAGACAUGUCUUCUAAUGGCUGCUGCCGCCUCUUUGGAGCUCUGCAGGAAGUCUCCUUACUCUGCCCAGACUGAGGAGCUUACUCAGGCUCUGGAGCAUAUUCAGAUCUGUUGGGAGGUGUGGAAAACUCUGAAAGCAUCAGGAAGCUCCCCAGCGGACCCAACAGACACUCUUCUGCUGUUGUAUGAGUUUGAGGCUCGUGCUAAACUAAAUGACCCCAAGGUUGAGACGGUACUGGAGUCUGUCCUGGAGCUUGAAAAUGUUGAAACCAAAGUGUUAGAGACCAUUGCAGCUUUAGCCAUGGAGCCUCCAGCCCACUUUCCUCUGCUGUGUAAGAAGGCCUUGAGAGUUGCUGUCUCUCUGCACAAGAAACAACCACAGACUGACCUGGCGCACUGCAGCAAGUGUGUUCACAGCCUGAUCAAACUGUCCCUUCCAAACGGUGUGUCAGAGGUGGAGGCCCAUGUACUAGAGGAGGUGUGGGGCUACUACGAGGAGGCCCUGUCCAUCAUUGCAGCCGCACUGGAUGACUUCCCAGAGAUGGAGAUCCUGUGGUUGUUGACUCGAGCUUGGAACACAGGAAUAUUGCUGUACAGCCUGGCUCAGUACCCCGAGGCUGAGAAGUGGUGUGGGCUAGCAAUGAGCUUCGUCCGCCACCUGGGAUCUCUGCAGGAGAGCUACGAGACGCAGAUGUCCAGUCUCUACAGUGAAAUCUUGGACAGGUUGGACAAAGCCAAGAGGAACCUCAUAAUGGAAGAAUAA
This is a messenger RNA of Scomber japonicus (chub mackerel), 2730 nucleotides long. RefSeq names its product testis expressed 11 (gene tex11). The coding region runs from base 1 to 2730 and encodes 909 amino acids. Gene Ontology annotation, molecular function: protein binding. Gene Ontology annotation, biological process: meiotic cell cycle. The record is from RefSeq and is a predicted model, not a curated record. The transcript has 29 exons. Lineage: Eukaryota; Metazoa; Chordata; Actinopteri; Scombriformes; Scombridae.